UGAAUUCGUUUUGAAGUCACUUCCAGUAAUACUUCUGUUCAUCUCCUUCCAACAUGCGAUCGAUUCGGUCAUACCGUUCUUUGGUGCGAUUCACCAUAGCGACCAAAGGGAUCCUCAGAAGUUCAUCAUUUUCAAAUUUCCAGCUUUGUUCGCACGAUAUAGCGGUUACCCAGUUUAGAUCAUCACCUAUUCGAUCAUAUACUUUGUACUCUCAGAGUACCCUUUUUCUUGGUUGUCUGGACAACAUCUCAAACUAUCGAGCAUAUUCAUCAUUUUUUGGUGGCAAACGGGAUGUUCCCCGUGACACACAAGUUUCUGCUGCGAGUGAUUCAAAUGUUAACACGACCGAUGUGGUUGCUAACGACUGGAUUGAUAAUGUUAAGCAUGCUCUGCAGUCAGCAGUGGAGACUGUGGCUCAAACAGGGGAAAAGGUUAAAGAGGCAUCAGAUGAACUCACCCCUCAUGUUCAACAAUUGCUUGAUUCACAUCCGUACCUAAGAAAUAUAUUAAUUCCGGUUGGUGGGACUUUGACUGCCACCAUGUUGGCUUGGCUGGUCAUGCCGAGGCUUUUGAGGAAAUUUCACAAAUACUCAAUGCAAGGCACUGCUGCAUUGCUAUCUGGGAACCUAUCUCAGGAUCAAGUCUCCUAUGAGAAAAGCUUUUGGGGUGCUCUGGAAGACCGUCUGCGAUAUCUAAUCACCUUCAUGGCAUUCUCUCAGUUAGGUGUGAUCAUUGCUCCGACAACAAUUGCAUCUCAGUACAUUGCCCAAGCUUGGAGGGGUGCAGUUAUAGUCUCAUUUUUAUGGUUUCUCCACAGGUGGAAAACAAAUGUUUUUUCUCGUGCUCUGGCUGCUCACAGUGUGGUAGGGCUUGAUCGAGAAAAGUUGCUAGCUCUAGACAAACUUUCAUCUGUGGGUCUAUUUGUGUUGGGAUUGAUGGCUUUAGCGGAGGCAUGUGGUGUGGCUGUGCAAUCUAUAUUAACUGUUGGAGGGAUAGGAGGAGUGGCCACUGCUUUUGCAGCUAAAGACAUCCUUGGGAAUGUGCUGAGUGGGCUGUCCAUGCAGUUUUCAAAGCCUUUUUCCUUGGGAGAUACCAUAAAAGCUGGAUUAAUAGAAGGUCAAGUGGUAGAAAUGGGACUCACUACAACAUCCUUACUGAAUGUCGAGAAGUUCCCUGUUUUCAAAUCAGGUAAUAGGGAAUAAAUCACAUGCCCAAUGGCGUGCAAUGGUGAUCAAGAUUCCUUUUCGAAUUGAUAAUCUGGAAAAGAUUCCCUCUAUUUCCGAGGACAUAAAGUCCAUGCUAAGAUCUAACACAACAGUUUUUUUAGGAAAAGAGGCUCCUUUCUGUUUCCUAUCUCGAAUAGAAAAUUCAUAUGCUGAACCGACAAUUGGAUGCAACCUUAAACAUAUGAGCAAAGAUGAAUUAUACUCUACACAGCAAGAUAUUUUGCUGCAGUCAGCCAAGAUAAUCAAGCAACAAGGUGCUGCAUUGGGUAGCAGUAGCACCCUAUCUGAGUGGAACGAUCAGUGACAACUGAAUGAGAGGAAACUUCCCUUUGUAUAGAGGUACCAUUCUUGCUUCUCAGUAAUUCUGCUUGAGUUAUUUGAUACCUCCAAUAUAUGCAUUUUGUAAAUUAAUUAGUGAGGGUUGUUUCUUUUGUAAAUCAUUCUUCUUCCUUUCAUUCGGAUACUUAGUGAAUUCAAUAAUUAUUUCAUU
This is a messenger RNA of Telopea speciosissima, 1716 nucleotides long. RefSeq names its product mechanosensitive ion channel protein 1, mitochondrial-like. Gene Ontology annotation, biological process: transmembrane transport. Gene Ontology annotation, cellular component: membrane. The transcript has 6 exons. The record is from RefSeq and is a predicted model, not a curated record. Lineage: Eukaryota; Viridiplantae; Streptophyta; Magnoliopsida; Proteales; Proteaceae. Bases 54 to 1202 code for a protein of 382 amino acids.